Talaromyces amestolkiae is the source of this 1131-nucleotide messenger RNA. RefSeq lists its product as uncharacterized. Gene Ontology annotation, molecular function: FMN binding; NADPH dehydrogenase activity. The coding region runs from base 1 to 1131 and encodes 376 amino acids. The record is from RefSeq and is a predicted model, not a curated record. Lineage: Eukaryota; Fungi; Ascomycota; Eurotiomycetes; Eurotiales; Trichocomaceae. The transcript has a single exon.
AUGACAACCCUAUUCACCCCCCUCAAAGUCGGCCGUGUGCAACUCUCACACCGCAUCGCCCUCGCACCCCUAACCCGCUUCCGCAACGACGAAACCACGCACGCGCCCAUCGUACCGCUCGUAAAAGAGUACUACUCCCAACGCGCCUCCGAACCAGGCACAUUACUCAUCUCAGAAGCAACCCUCAUCUCCCCGCAGGCCGGCGCAUACACCUACGCACCCGGUAUCUGGUCAGACGAGCAAAUUGCAGCAUGGAAACAAGUCACCGACGCCGUACACGAAAAGGGGUCUUACAUCUAUUCGCAAUUAUGGGCGUUGGGGCGAACCACAGACCCCAAUGCCAUGAGAGCUCAACCCGGCGGCGAGAAAUUCGACGUCGUGAGCAGUAGCGCCGUCUCUCUGGGCGAGGGCCACGAAACGCCUCGCGCGCUUACAGAAGACGAAAUUCAGCAAUACAUCAAGGACUAUGCCACCGCGGCCAAGAAUGCAGUUGAGCGUGCGGGCUUCGAUGGCGUCGAGAUUCACGGCGCAAAUGGGUAUUUAAUUGAUCAAUUCAUCCAAACGACCGCCAACCAGCGCACGGAUCAAUGGGGCGGUAGUGUCGAGAACAGAUCCCGCUUUGCGCUAGAAGUUGCGAAAGCAGUCAUUGAAGCGGUAGGCGCGGAUCGUACGGCAAUCAGAUUCAGCCCCUUUAGCACGUUCCAGGGUAUGGGCAUGCCGGACGGCGAACGCGAGGAGACUUUCUCCUAUCUCGCACGGGAAUUCGCUAAAUUGCGUAUUGCGUAUGUGCAUCUUGUCGAACCGCGAAUCAACGGAAACACGGAUGUCGAGAAUCCCACUGGAUCACUCCAGUUCUUCAUCGACGCAUACGCCGAUGCGUCACCCUUGGUGUUGGCGGGAGGCUACAAAGCCGAUAAUGCAAAGGAGGCAGUUGACACGCGGUAUAAGAAUCAUCCAGUGAUUCUUGCAUUCGGAAGGCCGUUCAUUGCGAAUCCAGAUUUGCCGUUUAGGUUAAAGAAGGGGCUUGAGUUUACGCCGUAUAACAGGGAGACGUUUUAUAAUGCGAAGGAGGCCAGAGGGUAUACGGAUUAUCCGUUUAGUGAGGGAUUUGCUGUGAAUGUCAAGGCUUGA